AUGAUACAGUUGGUGACCGCUUAAAAACUGCAGUUGUCGAUAUAUGCACGCUUGUCUCUACCAGUCCUUUUCAAAUCGGGAGAACGCAAGUUGCAGGAGAACAAACUAGUGUCACCAUCGGUAAUGCUUUUAUUGAUUAAUUUUACCCACUUUAUCAAUUUGGAUUUGCUUUCUGUCUUCGGAGGAGCUGACUCACAGACCGAUGACUGCAUACUAACUGCUUACAGCAAGUGGGAUCAGGUUCAGGAAGUGCUGGGCCACCCAAUGGAAAAGCCUGUUGUGCUUCCUAGUGUCACCAUGAAAAAGAAAAAUCUAGUUGACAAGUCCUCGUCUGCCAACAACCCCUUUGGCUCUACAUUUUGCUUUGGACUGCAGAGGAUGAUUUUUGAGGUGAUGCAGAAUAACCACAUAGCAUCAGUGACGCUCUAUGGUGCUCCACUGACCACCAGUGAAGCCCAACCAGAGGCCGGUUGCAGUAGCUCCCACUGAACCAGAAACCCGACAUUGCAUUCCACUCUGGCUUAUUUUCAGCACCGUUGAAAUCAAGCAAGCCACAAAAACAACACAGCAUUAAAAUCACAAAUGGCAACAGUUCCAUUUGUUGGCCUUCUGGCUUGAAAGAAUUGCAAUGUCCUGCCAUUGUGGAAAAACUGCUGUGGUCAAAGUCAAACACGAGAGAAACUUGGCUUGAUCUUCGGAAUCAUCAUCAUCAACCAACUGCACUGCCAACCGGCAGAUGACGCCUGUCAAAUAAAAAAAAGGAAAACGGAAGACGCCAAUCAAACCAGAAAGAACCAUCGGAUGCUACAGAGGACUGAUACACCAAAAGCUGUCUAAUCCAAAAGUUAUUUGAAAAGUAAAGGACUAAAACAUUCAUUGGCCAGGCCACAUGCGACGCCUCUUAAAGCAGAACCAUUGCUUUGCCAACGUUGCUUCCCUUGUCACUCCCAAUACGCCCAUAAAUGAUCCCCCGCACGAAUUAGCCUGCCGAAUCAUCUCCUAUCAAAUCAACAAAGCACACAUAUUACUUGCCAAGUGAGUUCAAAGUUCAGCGUUUUUCAGUUCAUUAACAUCCAAGAUUAUUUUCAUUGUGUGAUGAGGAUAUUUAUCCCCCACCCCCACCCCGUCCAUAAAAAAUAAAUAAACAAUAUGGAUGUGACAAACAUUUGUAAAGUAAAUUUUUUUUUUGCAUGUUACAGGGCAUUAUUAAACCAUCAAAAGUGCCGUUAAAGGGAUAACACAAACAGUAAUUCAAAGUCAGUGACUCAGAAACAAACAUGCCAAAACCACAAGAACAUACAAAAUAAAAAAUUCUCAUAAAUCACCAUCCGCAGUCACAUGGUUUUAUUCAAAAUCUUUCCUCCAGAUUUUAAUCAUGAGUGACAAACACUCCCUCUUCUUCAUAGUCAGACUCCCCCUCGCCUUUUAAAUCGCCUGUUCUCCACCUGAAGGAUCCUGAUGUCAGUCUGGACCUGUUGUGACAGCUCAGUUUGGGGUCAUGCAACAAGUUCCACAUGAGCCAGAUCUGGGGCACAUUGAGGCUAUGAACCACCAUGAGCUCCCGGUAAAAACACGGGUCGAACGUCUGGAGGUGAGGCGCUGCUGAUGGACGCGGAAUGCCAAAGGUCCGAAAACCUUGGUGGCGCGAUGGCUUGAUUCCGAUCAGCUGGAGGCACAUUCCCAGAAAUACGUCAUCGAUGGGGAACAGCUCCACCUGGAAUUCAUGAGAAAAUAUCAACGUGAAAGAAAAGACCAAAAAGAUGACUGGACUUUGUAGCGAGUGGCAAAUACUUGUUGACAGGAGGCGCUGAGUCUCCGUGCUGUAUAGCCAGACAUGACGAAGCCCCCUCCCCCGGCAUAAGAUGGGUACAAAGCGCUACCGUAGACAAACUCUGGCACGUAGUACUUGGAAGUGCGGCGCCGAAUGGGUUUGGCGUUGACGAUUAUAUCCCCAAUAAAAAGAUCUUCAUUUGACUUUUCACUUUGAAGCAUCUCCAGUAUGUUCUCGACAUUCACAUAAACAUCAGCAUCCCCCUUGAAGAUGAACCUAGAUGACAGUGACAGACGAUAAAUGACGAUGACUGCGUCUUGCUUGGCUUAGGUAAAUCUCACGCUCACUUGACUCGAGGACAGGUGCGGUUGAUCCAUUCUAGAAAGUGAGUUUCUUUCAGCGUCAAGUUGAAAAAGGUGUCUUCAAAGUCCCACAGCAGAAUGUCCCCAAAGGUUUGACUCUCGUAGGUCAGCAGCUGAUCCCACAGAGGCAAGGCUGUGCGAUUCUUAGGGACCCCCAACAGGAAGACAGUGCGGAUAGACCUGCCUUCUUUACCCCAGGUCUUACGUACCAC
Syngnathus typhle (broad-nosed pipefish) is the source of this 2345-nucleotide messenger RNA. It is a transcript of the gene phaf1, whose product is annotated as phagosome assembly factor 1. Gene Ontology annotation, cellular component: synaptic vesicle membrane; trans-Golgi network; dendrite. NCBI's taxonomy places the organism in Eukaryota, Metazoa, Chordata, Actinopteri, Syngnathiformes, Syngnathidae. The transcript is spliced from 4 exons. The record is from RefSeq and is a predicted model, not a curated record. Bases 124 to 489 code for a protein of 121 amino acids. Gene Ontology annotation, biological process: Golgi to plasma membrane protein transport.